AGCAAUCAUUUUCCUACGAAAGGUAUCGCUUUGUUAAAUAUUACUUGCACUUUUGCUGGUUGUUCUAGGGCCCCAUGCCAAAUUAUUCUGAACUUUCGAUCAGGGAAUCGGGUUCCUACUUUCUUUUUUUUAAUGUUUAUUAGUUUUCAGAUAUUAUUAUAUGAUGGCUAUUUUUACACGUAUUUUAAAGUAGAAUUAUUUUCUUAGAAUGGACUAGAAUAAUCUACUUGAUCAAAUUAUAAUACUUUUGUAUGACUUGUUGAUGUUUCGUGUGUUAAAAAGGUUUUAUUUUUGCGAAUAAAAAGUAAUUUCAAGGUUCUUAAAGUGUUAGUAAGUUUCUCUGAAAUGUUCUUUCUCGUGUAGUAGAUUAUUAAAUGGCGAUCUAUCUAGGUGUUGUCGGUUUUCUGUUUAAAAGGGUGGGAGCUUCUAUUUUCGAUAAUUACGAGCAAAAUCUGUGUUAUGAUACUCUUAUACUGUUUGAAGGGAGAUGGAAAAUAUGAGGAAUAUGUUAAGAUAUUGAUGAGUGGAAACUUUUUUUUGUCCUUUUUCAUAUGUAAUCUAUUGAAAACUUGCUCACCCUUUAUUUUUCAGGCAAAGACGACACUAUUUGUGUUGUAUUGGAGGCUAUGUGUCAUCAAGUUUUUGGUUUAAAGAUGCACUCUCUAAUAAUGAUUCUAUUUUUAAAUCUAUCACUACACAUUGGGAAAGUAGGAUGUUGUUUGGUUAUCAUACCACUUGGAAAGGCCGUGUUUAUUUCCAGAGGAUGUGAAAUGAACUUACUCUUUGAAUUUUUGCCCUUGGGCUCUUUGAUCUGCAUAAAUUUUGUUUUAAAAUUUCCACCUACCAAGCUUACUCUACCUACUAACCCUUUCAUCAUGAAAUUGUGAUCAUUUUUAUGUCAAUUUAGAGCAAGUUAUCAUCUUUGGUGUUGUAGCUCUGUUAUCUCUGUUCCUGACAUUUUUCUUGUGUUUCAACCUUUAUUGAAACAUAGAAUUUCAUGAUGACAACAAUUGCUAUUCAAUCAUUAUUUUUAGAGAAAUUUUACAAUAAUAUGUUAUGGCAUGUCUUUAGUCAUCUUCCUCAUGUAUAUUGUUACUUAUCUUGACCUUCUUGCCUUCAUUAUUCCUCGGGAAAAUUUCUUUCGGGGGGUAACCAUGACCUUCUUAGGCACAUAGGAACCCUAGCAUCAGCAUAAUAGAUGUAUAAUAGGACUUCUAUUAACAUUGGGACAUAUUCCCAUUGUAUCCUUCAUGGUCAUGUCGAAUCCUUAAUUUGUUUCAUGAAGUGAACAGUUAUGUUGGUCGUUCAGGCCAUGCAAGAGUGCAAAUGUAUCAUGUUAGUGUCAGGGAUUCCUCAAGAAGGGUACCUUGAUCUCUUUCGUGACUUUUGCUUCUGAAAAUAAAGGUAUGAAUGAUCAUUUUAAGUUCGGCAUUUAUGAUCAUUUCAUAAUAUGAUUAUCAAUGUGCAUAAAAAAGUUAUUUUUUCAAUAUUAAAAUCGUAUAGUUUCAAGCAACUAAAAAAAGGGGUCCAUAUAUAUACAUACAUACAUAUAUAUACAUACAUACAUAUUUAUACAUACAUACUUAUUAAUCACUUCAAUGAUUCAAACUAACUAUGGGCGUAACUUUUCUCCAUUCCUACUUUGAAAACUCUUGCCAUUCAGACAAUAAGAGUAGACAACCAUCUCCUCCUUCAGUUAUCGUCAUUGGUGCUGGAUUUGCAGGCAUUUCCGCCGCCCGUGCUCUUAAAAAUGCUUCUUUUCAGGUGGUGGUUUUGGAGUCUAGGGAUCGAAUUGGUGGUCGUGUGCACACGGAUUACUCCUUUGGUUUUCCCAUUGACAUGGGUGCAUCCUGGUUACAUGGUGUCUGCAACGAAAAUCCAUUGGCACCGUUGAUUGGAAGACUUGGACUUCCCCUUUAUCGCACCAGCAAUGACAAUUCUGUGUUAUUUGAUCAUGACCUUGAGAGUUACGCUCUUUUUGAUACUGAUGGGAAUCAAGUCCCUCAGGAGCUUGUCAAAAAUGUUGGUGAGCUAUUUGAGAGAAUAUUAGAGGAGACAAACAAACUGAGGGAUGAAUAUAAUGAGGAUAUGUCCAUUGCACAGGCACUUUCUAUUGUUAUGGAGAGAUGCCCACAACUGAAGCCAGAAGGGCUUGCUCACCGGGUAAUGCAGUGGUAUUUGUGCCGAAUGGAAGGUUGGUUUGCUUCUGAUGCGGAUAAUAUAUCACUGAAACAUUGGGAUCAGGAAGUCUUACUUCCUGGUGGGCAUGGUCUGAUGGUUCGAGGUUACUGCCCUGUUAUAAACACUUUGGCAAGAGGUUUGGACAUACAGCUUAAUCACAGCGUUUCAAAAAUCGUCCGAGGUAAGAACAAUGUGGAAGUUACCACCGAAAAUGGAAGAACAUUUUGUGCGGAUGCCACUGUCAUCACCGUACCUCUCGGGGUUCUUAAAGCUAAUCUCAUUGUGUUCGAGCCAAGGCUUCCGGAUUGGAAGCAUGAAGCAAUCAAUGGUAUCGCUGUUGGGACAGAGAAUAAAAUCGCCCUCCAUUUCGACACGAUCUUUUGGCCCAACGUCGAAUUCCUAGGAGUCGUCGCUAACUCUGCAUACAGCUGCAGCUAUUUUCUUAAUCUCCACAAGGCCACGGGUCAUCCUGUCCUCAUUUACAUGCCGGCCGGCCGCCUCGCUCACGAUAUCGAGAAGAUGUCCGACGAAUCUGCUGCCAAGUUCGCCUACGCUCAACUCAAAGAGAUCCUCCCUGAAGCUUCCGAGCCGGUAAAUUAUUUGGUUUCUCAUUGGGGAACGGAUAAGAAUUCGCUUGGCUCGUAUAGCCAUGAUGCAGUUGGGAAGCCCCGGGAGCUGUUUGAGAGAUUGCGGAUUCCGGUGGACAAUCUCUUCUUUGCGGGUGAAGCUACCUGCAUGAGAUUUACUGGAACUGUUCAUGCUGCAUAUUCUACAGGCCUGCGUGCUGCUGAAGAAUGCAGAAUGCGGGUGCUUGAAAAGUAUGGUGCAUUGGAUAUGAUCCGUUCGGCUAACAGAGAAGCAGAUGCUGAAUCCAUUUGUGUUCCAUUGCUGAUUUCUCGUAUUUGAAUCUUCCAUCUGUUCAUCUGUUUUCUCAGGCAGGUAGAUGCUAAUGCUUAUAUUUUGUCUUAUUUUUUCUAGAACCCAUAUUUGUAGUAUUUAAAUUGUGUGGUUGAUUAUGAUUCUAGUGUGACUUCCUUAUCUUCUCCACGGAAGUUUUGUGGAGGACACUGGAAGAAGAACAAAUUUAAGUUAUAUGUGUUGACAUGAUGCUAAAUUUAGAAAAUUUUAAUGCU
Molecule: messenger RNA, 3314 nt
Organism: Phalaenopsis equestris
Lineage: Eukaryota; Viridiplantae; Streptophyta; Magnoliopsida; Asparagales; Orchidaceae
Product: probable polyamine oxidase 2
Exons: 9
Coding region: 1615-3087 (490 amino acids)
Biological process (GO): polyamine catabolic process
Cellular component (GO): peroxisome
Molecular function (GO): polyamine oxidase activity
Source: RefSeq, a predicted model, not a curated record